Molecule: messenger RNA, 918 nt
Organism: Cydia fagiglandana
Lineage: Eukaryota; Metazoa; Arthropoda; Insecta; Lepidoptera; Tortricidae
Exons: 2
Coding region: 1-918 (305 amino acids)
Source: RefSeq, a predicted model, not a curated record
AUGGGGAAGCAUAAGAAGAAAAGUCGUAAACAUAAACGCGCUCGAUCAGUCAGUAGUUCUAGUACCGUCAGAAGUUCUGACAGUGAGAGUGCCCGAACCCCGUCACCUCUGCCUCCACAACGCAAGAAGACCAGGAAACUAGAUCGGUCAAUAUUAUAUUCUUUGUUACGCACUGAUCACCAAUGGCCGUCAUGGAAAUGGUCUGAUUGGCAUACUAGGUUGUCUGUUAGCUUUCAAAUUCAAAGGAACAUGUUUGAACUUUUGAAGGAGAUAAUAGAACGAAAACCAGCUGAAAAUCAAUCUCUGUAUGAAUUCUAUUUCGAUCAGAAAUGUAAAAUUGACCGGUUACGUUUAAACUUUUCGGAUCAAGACGUCAUUUCAAUAGUUCUCGGAAAUAUAGGCGACGGAAAUAUUGAAUCCAAUACAUUUAAUUCGUGUGAUCAGUUCGCAAGUUAUUUGCAUAGUCGGACAUACAAAGCAAAAAAACAAACAAACGUUUCACUUCCAAAGGCAAAUCACGUUCAGUCACCUGUCGUUAACACUUCUAGUAAUGCAAGCGUAGCUACAACGACAAGUCGAGCGGUUGCGUCGGGUUCUGUCGGUUCCGUUUCAAACGAGAAUAAUUCACAGGCGCGUAAAACAAUCAAAUGUUUCUUAUGCGGCGGAAAUCAUAAGCGAAUGCAUUGUGACAUAAAGUGUGAGUUUUGCGGGAUAAGAGGACAUAUUGAAUCUACAUGUAAUCGAAAGAAAAAUGUUAAAACGGAACAGAAAUCUGAAAAACCCGAGGUAAAAUUUGUGUCAUCUUCAAAUUCUCGAAACAAGUUCGUGAAGAAGGUAGUUCUAAAUAAUGUUUUGGUUCACGAUGCAUUCAUAGAUCCGGGAAGUAGCUGUUCGAUUAUAUCACAGUUAGCUCAAUAG